Molecule: messenger RNA, 3377 nt
Organism: Erpetoichthys calabaricus (reedfish)
Lineage: Eukaryota; Metazoa; Chordata; Cladistia; Polypteriformes; Polypteridae
Product: partitioning defective 6 homolog gamma-like
Exons: 3
Coding region: 268-1548 (426 amino acids)
Biological process (GO): establishment or maintenance of cell polarity; regulation of cellular localization; centrosome cycle
Cellular component (GO): cell cortex; apical plasma membrane; nucleus
Molecular function (GO): protein kinase C binding
Source: RefSeq, a predicted model, not a curated record
UGUCCCGGUCUGGACGGGGCGAGGUGAUGUCAUUGCAAACUUCACUCCGUCCCAUUCAGACGCGCCGCUUUUUUCUACGCUUGCUGUGAAAACUGAGCAGAAGCAGCGGCUGCUGCAUUACAAUCAGACCGAGUUGCCGAGCAGUUUAUUAUUUUUUUAUACAUACAAAUCACCCGAAAUUUAACAAUCCGUACAAGGACAAAGGCUAAUCUUCUGGAAGCCCUUCGUGGCGAGGGCGAGUGGGGAAAAACUUGGAAAGUUGGAAAAAUGAACCGGAGUUUUAAUAAGUCUCAGUCAUUGCGGUUUCUUGACUGCACUGCCGUGGAAGUUAAAAGCAAGUUUGGAGCUGAAUUUCGAAGAUUCUCUUUAGAUCGACUUAAGCCUGGCAAAUUUGAGGAGUUCUACAAACUCAUUCUUCACAUUCACAGGAUAUCCAACAUGGAUGUGAAACUUGGCUAUGCUGAUGUACACGGCGAUCUACUACCCAUCAACAAUGAUGACAAUUUCUGCAAAGCUGUCUCCAUGGCAAACCCACUUCUCCGUGUAUUUAUUCAGAGACAAGAUGAAGUUGACUACAGCAGUUAUGGGACCAACACUUUAAUGAGAAGAAAGAAAGCGGUGGUAACUCUUCGAAAUGAUGUCAAUCGCAAAAGGCCACAUAUCAGCAUCAGCAUGCCACAAGAUUUUCGACCAGUGUCUUCAAUCAUUGAUGUUGACAUUUUGCCAGAAACACACCGUCGAGUGCGUCUUUACAGACAUGGUUCUGACAAGCCCCUGGGUUUCUAUAUUCGGGACGGUACCAGUGUGAGGGUCACACCACAUGGUCUAGAAAAGGUACCGGGCAUUUUUAUUUCCCGUAUGGUACCAGGAGGCCUAGCAGAAAGCACUGGCUUGUUAGCAGUAAAUGAUGAGGUUUUGGAAGUAAAUGGCAUUGAGGUGACGGGCAAAACCCUGGACCAGGUCACUGACAUGAUGAUAGCCAACAGUCAUAACCUAAUCAUCACCGUCAAACCUGUCAACCAGCGCAACAACAUAAUCCGCAGCAGCCGUAUAUCUGGAAGCUCAGGUCAGUCUACUGAUAGCGGAAGUUCUACUAGUCACCACAGCCUGCCAGCUCCUUCAUCUCUCCAGCAGCAUCUGCUCCAAAACUUCCACCCUGAUGACCUGGAAAGCGAUGAGGAAACGGAUAUUGUCAUUGAGAGCAGCCUAAGACAACCACCACCUCCACUACACCAGAUUACCCAGCGCCCCUCCAGUAGGCCUCAGUUUUCUGUGCCGCCUAGUCCCCCACGGCCCCCAUCUUCUGCUUCCACUGUUUUUACUUCGACUUUAAAGACCCACCCCAGCAAUGGUAGCAAUAACAAUAAUUUAAGUUUCAGGUUACACAGAGACCUGUCCCUUCAGCACCAGAGUACCAGUGGGUCUGUCAGUAGGAGCAGCAAUGGCAGCAUCCAUAAACUCUUAAGCACGUUGAAGUCUGAUCCAAGGCACAGCUUGGCCCUGCCGCGCGGAGGCAUAGAAGAGGAUGGGACUGUGAUCACACUUUAAUAUUUUCUUUGUUAGGUAGAAAGAAGAGAACAUUCCAAACCGGGCUUCAUGUUAUAAUGAGCUGGUAGCCUGAUUGGAACUUGUUUAUUUUUAUAUUUUCCUAUGGAGAUGCCGACCAGGUAUGAUUUUUGUAUGUGUAUGUGUUUUAUAAUUGUUUUUUUUUUUUUUUUUUUGCUAUUUCCAGUGAUAAUAUUGCUGCUAUAAAAUGGUUAACUUUCCCCAGACAAAAAAAAUUGAUUUUAAACUUGACAUUUCACAAUGUGCAAAAUUUUCAACCCAUGCAGGACCAAACUGAAACACUAACUGGCAUCCUUUUCAUUUUUUUUUUUUUUUUUUUUUAAUAUCCACAUUACACUGUAGAAUUAAAAUCUUUCCCUUUCCUCACGUGGCCUUACACAUCUUCAUUUGGGUAAUCAAUGUUUACAUUCUUCUUGAAAGGAAACUGAACCUGAAUAAUCUGGAAUAAGGUUCUGGUGUGCUUUGCCUAUCUUCUUUUUUUAUGCCACCUAUCAUCUGCUGUCUUUUUGAAUGUUAAUACCUUUGUCUCUAAAAAGUGUGUUUUUGCAAAGAAACGAUCAGCAUGUUUGCUUUAUAAGCAGUACUGGUGUUUUUUGUGUCUUGAAGAAUUUGUGUCAGAUUAUAACCUGUUUUGAAUCUUCCAUGAACACAUAUGAAUUGUUCCAUGUUGGGUGUUGUCAAACUUCUUCCAAAAUUAGCACAAAUUGUAUACUAUGAUUUGAGAAAGUAUUAAACUGCACAUUCAAACCACCAACUUAAUGUGUCUUCAUGCAGGCCGCAUGUAGUUCUGCAGCUGAGGUGCAUGCUUCUGUCUAGUAACACCAGAAAAAUGUUCUCUGUAGGCUAGUGCCACCUGCUGACAAGAAAUCGUAAGUGCAUGUGGAUUCCUUGACCAGUUUUUAUGUGAUGUACUGCUCAGAAAUAUUUGUAGUUAAACAUGUAUUUUAUUUUUAGUUUAUUUAUUUUUUUUAAUUCACACAGUUUUACUGGAUUAUUAUUAGCACAGAAGUAGACAUUUAAUUAUGUACUGUAUACUUAACCUUUAUUUCUCUGGGGACAUGCCAGUUGCAGAUAAUUAUGGGCAAUAAUAAAUAUUCAACUUUCAGAACAACUUCACUUCAUGAGAUGAAAAAAAUCAUUGGUACGAUGGACAUGAAUUUUAACAAUAUUUUGUUUUAUUGACUCUUAAAAGAGGUUUUAUGAAGAUGGUUUUUAUUUUAGUUUAUAGUGGGUGGGGAAGUGGUCAUGUGUUGUAAUUAAAUGCAUUGCAAAUUAUGAUUUUUUUUUUUUUUUUUUUUUUUUUUGAAGACAUUAAUGGCAAACUAGUGUGGAGUUACAAUACUUAACACUACCUUGGCUCCAGACAUGCCCUGUUAAUAGCCUUGAAGCUUUCUUUGUGGUACUGACUCAGUCACUGUUGUAGGACAGUGAUCUUGUCUCAACAUGUGUUGUUGCAUCUGUGGAGAGCUGUGAUGAUGAUUUUACCAUCACAAUGAUGACAAAGCAACUGUGUGGGUUAUUGUGGUACUUAAUGCAACAGGCAUUGGGAUUUUUUUCUUCUUCUUUAAAUCAAGGAAUGUAAAUAUUAAUAAUUUUGGAAAAUAUUUUAUCAAAUUUCACAUACAUUCCUUUUUUAGGGUCUCUGGUAUUCGGACUUCUUUCUUAUAAGAAACUGAGCUUGCAUUUGUAUUUCUGUAUUAGAAGAUUUUAUAUACCAGACUCAGUUUUGUUUGUCUCAUUUUCUAUGUAAAUCAAUUUGGCAAUAUUUUUCAUACCACUGUUUGAUGUUUUUAUUUUGUAUUUUGAAAAAU